Messenger RNA from Xyrauchen texanus (razorback sucker), 1699 nucleotides. RefSeq names its product NHERF family PDZ scaffold protein 4a (gene nherf4a). The record is from RefSeq and is a predicted model, not a curated record. Bases 11 to 1576 code for a protein of 521 amino acids. Gene Ontology annotation, biological process: protein localization to plasma membrane. The transcript has 11 exons. Gene Ontology annotation, molecular function: protein binding; protein-membrane adaptor activity. Gene Ontology annotation, cellular component: apical plasma membrane. Lineage: Eukaryota; Metazoa; Chordata; Actinopteri; Cypriniformes; Catostomidae.
UUCAAAUUAAAUGUGUACCUUGCACCCUCACCAAGCCAAGGGCUCAGCCAUCAGGAUCAUGAUAUACAACACAGAACCAGUGGAUGCUACAGAGUUACCAAAGAAGUUCACCUUCAACCCAAAAGAAGGCAUUGACAACCCAGCCUUAGUGAUCUCAGAUGACACAGAGCCUGAAGUGCGUCCCCGGUUGUGUAUUCUGAAGCGGGAGGAGGGUCAGGGCUUUGGCUUCUACCUGAGCAGUGACACUGGCUGCAGGGGACAUGUGGUGCGCCAGGUGGAUCCUUGGAGCAGUGCAGAGUGCAGUGGGCUGGGGGAGGGAGACCGUGUGCUGGAGGUCAAUGAGGACUUUGUGGAUGAUAAGGACCACUUGACUGUGGUGCUGAAGGUGCAGGCGUCCGGGCUGCAGCUGUAUCUGUUAGUGCUGAGUGCUCAGGAUUAUAAGUUUGCAGUAUCAGAAAGAAGAGACCUCAUGUUGCUUGCUAGGACUCACUGUGGAGAGGGCUGUUCUCGCCCACGCUUGUGUCACAUUAAAAAAGAUCCUGACCAUGGCUUGGGCCUCAGCAUCAUCCCUAUUGAAGGUAGAGGUGAGCGGGGACAUUAUCGUCUUAAUCCAGUGAGUCAAGGUCCAGCUGAAAGAGCAGGGAUUCAGAAUGGAGACAGACUGAUCUGGAUCAAUGGAACUAUGGUCUCUGCGCUCACACAUGCAGCACUGUCAAAGAUGGUGAAGAAAUGUGUAGACCAUGUGACUGUCUUAGUAAUUGACAGAAGGGGUGAAGAGAGCUAUACUCGAAGGAGAUUACCCAUAAUUCCUGCUUUUGCCAAAACGCAUAAUCUUCCAUACAGACCAAAAACACUGCUCCUAACCCAGGGACCGCAGGGCUUUGGGUUCCUGUUAAGGCAAGAGAAGUUAUCAUCUGGCCGUAUUGCUCACAUGCUACGAGAGAUCGACUCCUGCAGCCCAGCUGAGACUGCAGGAAUGGAGGAUGGAGAGCUUGUGCUAGCUGUAAAUGGUGAGCAGGUGGAAGAUGCAGAGCAUGAGGACAUUGUCAGCAAAAUACGGCAAAGCGGCCAGCAGGUCACCCUAACCACCAUCUCCGUCACUGGCAGAGACUACUACACACGGCUGAGCAUUUCUCCAUUGCUGUUCUAUGAAGACCAUAUUCCAAAGAGGGAACGGUUCCCUUCACCUUCUCAGGCACACGAAGAGGGACACAGUACUCCGCCAUGUCCUCGACUUUGUGUACUUCAUAAGGAGGGCACAGGAUUUGGCUUCAACUUAGGCUGUGUUCAGAAUACGCCUGGGGCCUAUAUUGGACAGGUGUCGACUGGGAGCACUGGAGAGAGAGCUGGGUUGUGUGAGGGGGAUGUAGUUGUAGAAGUGAAUGGGCAGAAUGUAGAGGAAGAGUAUUUUGAUGAAGUAGUGAGGCUGAUCAAAAAGGGAGGGACUACUCUGAGACUUCUAGUUGUGGAGAGACCAGGGUAUGAGAAUUUGAGAAAGACUGGACAGCCUAUAAGUUCAGGACUUACUCUUCACAGUAAUAAGGUUCCAGAUAUUUCACAAGACAAUUUCGUAUGAAACAGUAUGAACUUGUAAACAGCCAUUCUGUAAACUAAUAAAGACAAAAUUAGUGUAAAAUUAUAAUUCUACUUAAAGGGAUAGUUUACCCAAAAAUGAAAAUUCUCUCAUCAUUUACUCACA